Messenger RNA from Chrysoperla carnea, 1861 nucleotides. RefSeq names its product oocyte zinc finger protein XlCOF6-like. The record is from RefSeq and is a predicted model, not a curated record. Bases 29 to 1798 code for a protein of 589 amino acids. Lineage: Eukaryota; Metazoa; Arthropoda; Insecta; Neuroptera; Chrysopidae. The transcript has a single exon.
ACCUUAAAUAAUAUGGCGCAUAAAUAGAAUGGCAUCAUUGAAUGAUUGUCAAAAUUUGAGUGAACCGAAUAAAAAGAACAUGGAAAAUAAUUUAUUUAAUGAUGUUAAUAAUCAUUUUGUAAACCAUGAAGAAAACUUUAAAAUUAAAGAAGAAUUACAUAGUGAUCUUAUUAUUAAAAAUGAAAUAUUUGAUAAAAGUGAUUCAAUGGAACAUGUAUCAAUUAAAGAAGAAAAUAAUACAGCGGAGAAUCGUGCAACAAUUAAAAUGGAAAUACAAGAGGAAGAUAUUACAACAAAACAGGAACGAAUUGAUUUAAAUGAAGAGUUUUUCCUGGAUAAACAUAAACAAAUUAAACUUGAACAUCAAUUAAAUACAGAAGCUAUAAUAAAGUCUGAAAUAUUUGAUGAACAAGAUUUAGAACAUCAAUCAAUUCAAAAUGAAGACAAGAAUAUUUCAUGUGACGUUUGUGAUGAAAAAUUUACUAAUCAAAGCAGUUUAAGUUUACAUAAACGAAUUCAUAGUGGGAAAAAACGUUUUUCUUGUGAAGUUUGUGAGAAAUCAUUUUCUAUACGAACCAAUUUAGAAACACAUAAACGGACACAUACUGGAGAAAAACCUUUUGCUUGUGAAGUUUGUGAUAAAUCUUUUACUCAGCGAAGCAGUUUGGAAAUCCAUAAACGGACUCAUACUGGAGAAAAACCAUUUUCUUGUGAAGUUUGUGCUAAAUCAUUUUCUACGCGAACCAUUUUGAAAACACAUAAACGAACUCAUACUGGUGAAAAACCAUUUUCCUGUCAAAUUUGUGAUAAAUCAUUUACUCAUCAAAACGGUUUAGAUUACCAUAAACGGGCUCAUACUAGAGGAAAACCAUUUUCCUGUCAAAUUUGUGAUAAAUCAUUUAGUCAUCAAAACGGUUUAAAUUAUCAUAAACGGGCUCACAUUGGAGAAAAACCGGUAAAACAUUUUUCUGGCGAAGUUUGUGAUGAAUCAUUUACUCAGCGAAGCAGUUUAGAAACACAGCAAUAUAAUCAUAUUAAAGAGAAAUCUUUUUCUUGUGAGGUUUGUGAUAAAUCAUUUUCUCAGCGAAGCGGUUUGGAAACACAUAAAUAUACUCAUAGUAAAGAAAAACCUUUUUCUUGUGAAGUUUGUGAUAAAUCUUUUUCUCAGCGAACCAAUUUAGAAAUACAUAAGAGGACUCAUACUGGAGAAAAACCUUUUUCCUGUCAAAUUUGUGAUAAAUCAUUUACUCAUCAAAACGGUUUAGAUUAUCAUAAAAGGGCUCAUACUGGAGAAAAACGGUUUUCUUGCGAAUUUUGUGAUAAAUCAUUUUAUACGCGAACCAUGUUAAAAAGACAUACACGGACUCAUACUGGAGACAAACCUUUUUCUUGUGACGUUUGUGAUAAAUCAUUUUCUCAGCAAAGCAGUUUAGAAACACAUAAAUAUACUCAUACUAAAGAAAAACCAUUUUCUUGUGAAGUUUGUGAUAAAUCAUUUACUCGCCGAAUCAGAUUAGAAACACAUAAACGAGUUCAUACUGGAGAAAUACCUUUUUCUUGUGAAUUUUGUUAUAAAUCAUUUUUCUAUCGACACAAUUUAGAAACACAUAAACGGACUCAUACCGGAGAAAAACCAUUUUCAUGUGAAACUUGUGAUAAAUCAUUUACUCAGAGAAACAGUUUAGAAGCACAUAAACGAACUCAUACUGGAGAAAAACCUUUUUAUUGUAACAUUUGUGAUAAAUCAUUUACUCAGCAAAGCGGUUUAGAUACACAUAAAUGUACUUUUAAUUUUUGAGAAAAAGACAGCAUAAUUAAAGAUGUACCGAACAUGAAAUCUGAGAUUUAGAUAAAUAAUUAA